Trematomus bernacchii (emerald rockcod) is the source of this 1560-nucleotide messenger RNA. RefSeq names its product solute carrier family 14 member 2 (gene slc14a2). Bases 65 to 1468 code for a protein of 467 amino acids. The record is from RefSeq and is a predicted model, not a curated record. Gene Ontology annotation, molecular function: urea transmembrane transporter activity. The transcript has 10 exons. Gene Ontology annotation, cellular component: membrane. Gene Ontology annotation, biological process: urea transmembrane transport. NCBI's taxonomy places the organism in Eukaryota, Metazoa, Chordata, Actinopteri, Perciformes, Nototheniidae.
CUUUCAGUGAAAGUGUCCAAGAGAGAAGCUGGCAACACUGCAGCCUGCUUCUAUUCUGGGACAUAUGCCUGGAUCAGUCUGCACAAAGGAUAUUCAGAAGAAUAUCAACGGCUCCAUUUCUACUGCCUCUUCCUCUCCUGCCAUUAUCUUAACCGAGCUCCAGCCGCUGAUGGCAAACCCAGACCUGCCGCCCGAGUAUGAAAACUCGCAGGAAGACAAGAGGGAGGUGGACACUGUGCAGCAAAGGUCCUCAAAUGUGCGCGCCUGCAGGACCCGCUUCCUGAAGGCAAUCUCCUACUUCUCUGGGGACAUGAAGGUGUUUGGAAAAUGGAUGGAAAAACAGUUCUUCCUGCUGCAGCUGCUGGACUGGGUUUUGCGUGGAGCUGCUCAAGUGAUGUUUGUCAACAACCCUUUGAGCGGCCUCAUCAUUUUUGCAGGCCUCAUCCUGCAGAACUACUGGUGGGCCCUGAAUGGCUUUGUGGGCACGCUGUUUGCCACCAUCUCUGCCCUUAUUCUGCAACAGAACAGGGGGUCCAUAGCUGCAGGGCUGUACGGUUACAAUGGUAUCCUGGUGGGUCUGCUGAUGGCUUUGUUCUCCCAUAAAGGAGACUGGUACUGGUGGCUCCUGCUACCCAACAUCUUCAUGUCCAUGAUGUGCCCGAUUGUGUCCAGUGCCAUAGCAUCGAUCAACAGUCGCUGGGACCUGCCAGUGUUCACCCUGCCCUUCAACAUCCUGGUGUGUCUCCACAUGGCCGCCACGGGACACUACAACCACUACUUCCCCCAAGUCCUCAUUCAGCCGCGCUCAGAGCUGGCCAACAUCACCUGGGCUGAGAUCGACGUAGCCAAGCUGUUCAUGUCGGUGCCCGUGGGAGUAGGCCAGGUGUACGGUUGUGACAACCCGUGGACGGGAGGAAUCUUCAUUGUCUCACUCUUCAUCUCCUCCCCUAUCACCUGCGCUCAUGCUGUUCUGGGAUCUGCCGUGGGUAUGGUUUCAGGCUUGGCUCUGGCAGCUCCUUUUGGAGACAUUUACUUUGGCCUCUGGGGAUACAACUGUGUGCUGGCUUGCAUUGCUGUCGGAGGAAUGUUUUACACUCUUACCUGGCAGGUGCAUCUGCUUGCCAUCACAUGUGCUUUUUUCUGUGCAUACCUCAGCUCAGCCAUUGCCAAUAUCAUGUCCACCUUUGGUCUGCCAUCCUGCACUUGGCCUUUCUGUCUCUCUGCCCUCACUUUCCUCCUUUUAACCACGGAGACCAAGAAGAUCUACAAGCUGCCUCUGGCUAAAGUCAACUACCCCGAGAAAAACCUGGCCUACUUCUGGAAGAUGAAGAAGCAAGACAAAAUGGAGAAGGCUGAGAAAGAGAGGAAAGAGAACAAGGAGCAGAGGAAGGCUCUCAAGGAAGCGGUGAUAUUGAACGAGAAAGAGCAACUGAGGCUGCAUGAGAUUAGUUUUGUUUCGCACCCCUGAAAGUCCCGCCCACCUGGGACGUUUGUGUCAAAAUCGAAAUCAAAAAAUGAGGGAGCUGCAGCGAGAGCAAAAGUCUGAUCAUUGAGAAAGAA